CUUUCACGCCGCAUGCAACUUUCUUCCAAGAGCAAGAUACUUUCCAUUGAGCCUUCAAAAUGCUUUAUCUAGUGGGGCUCGGCCUUGCCGACGAGACUGACAUUACUGUCAGAGGCCUGGAGGUUGUCAAAAAGGCCGAGCGCGUUUACCUCGAAGCAUACACAAGCAUCCUUCUUGUGGAGAAGGAGAAACUAGAAGCUUUCUAUGGACGUCCCGUCAUUGUGGCGGACCGCGAAUUGGUCGAGACUGGUAGCGAUGACAUCCUCGCUGAAGCUGAUAAAGUCGACGUCGCUUUCCUGGUCGUGGGCGAUCCCUUCGGUGCUACAACACAUACCGAUCUGGUUCUACGUGCUCGCGAACUAGGCAUCGAGUCCAAGGUCAUCCCCAACGCAUCGAUCAUGUCCGGAAUUGGCUGCACUGGUCUGCAGCUUUACAACUUCGGACAGACCGUAAGCAUGGUCUUUUUCACCGAAACCUGGAAGCCUUCAUCCUACUACGACCGCAUCAAGGAAAACGCUGGACUGGGUCUUCACACGCUUGUUCUGUUGGACAUCAAGGUGAAGGAGCAAUCGCUUGAGAACAUGGCCCGUGGCCGUUUGAUUUACGAGCCCCCGCGUUUUAUGACGGUCGCGCAGUGCGCCGGUCAGAUGCUUGAGACGGAGGAGGAGCGCCAGGAGGGAGUCUGGAACCCAGACAGCUUGGCUGUCGGUGCCGCUCGCGUGGGAGCUCCUGACCAGAAGUUGGUUGCGGGUACUCUCAAGGAGCUGGCCGAAACCGACAUGGGUCGACCCCUUCACAGCUUGGUCCUGCUCGGUAAGAGAGCACACGAUCUUGAGAAGGAUUAUAUCAAGCAGUUUGCUGUGGACGAGGCGACAUUUGACGCCGCUUGGCAAAAAGGAGGCUAUGGUACCAUGUAGGGUACUGCAGCCUUGUAAUGAAUGAUGUUGAACGAACAUAGAGAUUCACCCCGCUAAAUCAAAACAUGUGAGCCAUCCGAACCGACAUUUCCAGACACUUCAGAAGCC
Molecule: messenger RNA, 1025 nt
Organism: Aspergillus saccharolyticus JOP 1030-1
Lineage: Eukaryota; Fungi; Ascomycota; Eurotiomycetes; Eurotiales; Aspergillaceae
Gene: dph5
Product: diphthine synthase
Exons: 3
Coding region: 60-917 (285 amino acids)
Biological process (GO): protein histidyl modification to diphthamide
Molecular function (GO): diphthine synthase activity
Source: RefSeq, a predicted model, not a curated record